GAUUUGUUUAUUACCAUGGAUGAAUUCAUGAACUUAUUUAUCUGGCAGAUCACAGACUCCAGGGAGCUGAAUUAUCUGGAAUCCUUCAAAUCUCAGAGGAAAAAAAAGAGCAGUAAGAUAGUCAAACCUUGGCCUAGAAAUCAAAAAUUCUGUGAACAAGAUUCUCAGCGCUCCCAUCUCUCAUCUUUCACCAUGAAGUUGAUGGACAAGUUUCAUUCACCAAAAAUAAAGCGAACACCAUCAAAGAAAGGGAAACAGGUCGACCUGACAGUGAAAACAUUGGAGAAGCCAGUGAACAAAAAUUUAAGUAGGCUUGAGGAGCAGGAAAAGGAGGUUGUAAGUGCGUUGCGCUACUUUAAAACCAUUGUGGACAAAAUGGCAAUUGACAAGAAAGUACUGGAGAUGCUGCCAGGUUCAGCGACUAAAGUGCUGGAGGCUGUCGUAAGUCUUGUCCAAAUAGAGCCACAGAUUCAGCAAAGUUCUGCCAUCUCUUCCUGCUACAGCCGGGUGUACCAGAGUCUGGGAAAUCUGAUUCGUUGGUCUGAUCAGGUGAUGCUGGAGGGGGUGAAUUCGGAAGACAAGGAAAUGGUGACAACAGUGAAGGGUGUCAUAAAAGCUGUUCUGGAUGGAGUAAAGGAGCUGGUCAGACUCUCAGUCGAGAAGAAGGAACAUCCAUCUCCCACAAGCCCAGUUAAGCCCAGUUUACCAGUAUGUAAAUCCGACAGUCCCUCAGAGCUUCCCCUGACGGACAGAGAGAUGGAGAUUCUCAAUAAGACAACUAGUAUGUCUCAGUCUGCCGACGUACUGACCGACUCAAUGGAUGAAGAGAUUGCCCCUCCCAAGCCCCCUCUACCUUGCAUUCGUGUGGCAGAAAACAGCCCUCCUCCAGCAUUGCCCCCUAAGAAAAGGCAGUCUGCACCUUCUCCUACCAGAGUGGCAGUAGUGGCACCUAUGAGUCGAGCCACCAGUGGAUCUAGUUUACCUAUUGGAAUCAACAGACAGGGACAGAGUGGGGAGUACCAGUUCAUUCCAGAGUGGGGGCCCAGCCACUCCUAUGGAGGGGAAUCCCCUCGCCUCUCACCAUGCAGUAGCAUGGGUAAGCUCAGCAAGUCUGACGAGCAGCUCUCCUCGCUGGACCGGGACAGUGGGCAGUGCUCCCGCAACACAAGCUGUGAAACAUUAGAUCACUAUGAUCCGGACUAUGAAUUCCUGCAACAGGACCUCUCUAAUGCUGACCAGAUACCUCAGCAGGUGCCAAGUGUCCUCAGCCCAUUGCCAGAGUCCUUGGGCGAGUGUGGCUCCCCAUUACAUGGACACGUUUUCCAGCUGCCACCGAGCAGUUCCCCCCAACCGCAAUACUGCAGCCCAUUGACAGCAACACAGUCUACAGAGACUCCUCCAGCCUUGCCAGAGAAGAAGAGGCGGAGUGCAGCCUCUCAGAUUUUGGAUAAUGCGGGCUGCAGGAUUUCCUAUGAGAGGCACCCCUCACAAUAUGAUAACAUCUCAGAAGAUGAUAUGCAGAACCCAGGAGCUCUCUCAUCAGUACCUUUCUCAGCAUUUGUUCCUGUCUUGCCCUUCCAGCAGGGCAAUUCUUCAGUGCCAGCUGAAUUCAUUACUGAGUUUGCUGCUCCUGACUCUACGGGUGACCCAGAGAAACCACCCCCUCUUCCAGAGAAGAAAAACAAACACAUGAUGGCAUAUAUGCAGUUUGUGGAAGAUUACUCAGAGCCGCAGCCAUCCAUGUUCUACCAGACACCUCAGAACGAACACAUCUACCAGCAGAAAAACAAGCACCUCAUGGAAGUCUAUGGGUUCAAUGACUCAUUCAGCAGCACAGACUCAUCACAAGAGCUAGCCCCGCCUCCUGCUCUUCCACCAAAACAGCGACAGCUGGAAUCUCCCGCCAUCAAAGACGGCCAUCCCAAAGACUCUACUUCGCAUAGCAGCACCAGUGGGAAGGAAAGCAAAGAUGGUGGUGAGAGGCUGCAGAAGUCACCAGAUGAUUUGGAAUCAUCGCUGUUGGAAGAAGAGGUAGAUGAGCUGUCUUUGAUUGAUCACAAUGAAAUUAUGUCUCGGCUGACAUUGAAACAGGAGGGUGAUGAUGGACCAGAUGUUCGUGGUGGAUCUGGGGAUAUUUUGCUAGUCCAUGCAACUGAGACAGAUAGGAAAGAUCGGGUGCUGUAUUGUGAAGCCUUUUUGACAACGUACAGAACAUUCAUUACCCCUGAAGAGCUCAUCAAGAAGCUGCAAUACCGAUAUGAGAAGUUCUGUCACUUCACAGAGACUUUUAAGAAGCGAGUGAGCAAGAACACAUUCUUCGUGCUGGUGAGAGUGGUGGACGAGCUGUGCUUAGUGGAGUUGACGGAAGAGAUCCUAAAGUUGUUGAUGGACUUGGUGUUCCGGCUAGUCUGCAAUGGGGAGCUCAGUCUUGCGAGAGUGCUACGCAAAAACAUUCUGGAUAAAGUGGAGCAGAAGAACAUUCUGAGAUACGCCAAUUCAAUCAAACCUCUAGCAGCCCGAGGGGUGGCAGCCAGGCCUGGGACCUUGCAUGAUUUCCAUAGUCUUGAAAUAGCCGAGCAGCUGACCCUUUUAGAUGCUGUGCUCUUCUAUAAGAUAGAGAUCCCAGAAGUUUUGCUUUGGGCAAAAGAGCAAAAUGAGGAGAAGAGUCCCAACCUAACACAGUUCACUGAGCACUUUAAUAACAUGUCCUACUGGGUCCGUUCGAUAAUCAUGCUACAAGAGAAACCGCAAGACAGAGAGAGGCUGCUCCUUAAAUUUAUAAAGAUCAUGAAGCACUUACGAAAGCUGAAUAAUUUUAACUCCUAUCUGGCCAUUCUUUCUGCGCUGGAUUCAGCACCCAUCCGAAGGCUGGAGUGGCAGAAACAGACAUCGGAGGGCUUGGAAGAGUAUUGCACACUCAUUGACAGCUCCUCGUCAUUCCGGGCCUACCGAGCAGCGCUGGCAGAGGUGGAACCUCCCUGUAUACCUUACUUAGGCCUGAUUCUGCAGGACUUGACAUUUGUUCACUUGGGAAACCCAGAUUACAUCGAUGGCAAAGUGAACUUUUCCAAACGUUGGCAACAGUUUAACAUCCUGGACAGCAUGAGGCGCUUCCAACAAAUCCAUUACGACAUCAAAAGAAAUGACGAUAUAGUCUCUUUCUUCAAUGACUUCAGCGACCAUUUGGCUGAGGAGGCCUUGUGGGAACUGUCUCUUAAAAUCAAACCUCGAAACAUAACGAGGCGAAAAACAGACAGGGAAGAGAAAACCUAGGAAAAGGGGCACAUGAGCAAGGAGAAUCGCUCUGCGAAUGCACAGAGGGCAGCUAUGAGACUGGAGUAAAAACUUGUACCUGUUACUGGAUGACGCACUCUUCCUGCUCCGGUGGCAAGAGUCGCUUGCUUCCUGGGUCUGUGAAUGUUGGAUUCUCUCAGCAGAAGAAUUGUGAAUGUGUGUGUCACAUCAGACAGCAACAGCCAAGGAAAACCAAUGCUCGCUCCAUUCUCCUUCCUCCACCUCCCGUCUCUCCACGCCGUCAGUCAGCUUUAAACCUGUGACGAGAGUGCCGUGGAAAGAGGCUCCUCUGUCAGCGUGUGGCUGGUUUGCCAAUUGAUGUUUUACAUGUAUUCUGAAAUACUCUUGCUUUUGUCUUCUGACACCAGGGGGCAGCAGCAAUAGCUCCGCAGCCAAUAAGCUGCAAGGGUGUGUCUGGCAAAGCACCUAUACAGCUGGCAAAAACUGUGGAAACCCUGGAUUGUUCCCUGUUACCUUCUUGUCUCCCAUGCAGUGUGGUCGUGAAUCACUUUUUCCCCCCAGGGAAGAUGGGGCGGCAGGCUGGAGGGGCCUUGUACUCUUCUUGCCAGAGAAGCUCCAUUUUGGAAGCAUUUUUGUGUGUUUACAGGGUUAUUAAAUCAAAUUGUCCCAGAUUUCUCUGGUGGAAGGCAGCCACCAGAGAUAUGGAAGAGGCAUUGAAAACAUAGGCAAGGACUGCUGUCUUCAGUCAUCCCAUUGCCCUUCCUCCCCCAGGUCUCGUUAUUUAAAGAUGCUAACUCUCCCAGCUCUGGGAACGUUGACUAGCCAAGGUACUGCGGCUCAAGCACCCUUUGAGCCCGUUUCCCUUCGUGAUGGUACUAGCUACUGCACAGGAAAUACUGUAGUGUAUCGACUGUUUGUAAAUACUAGUAUUUAGAUCCCACGGAGGGCGGGGGUUGAUGCAUGUCAAAUCGCCAGUGGGUUUAAGGAAAUCAAGUGCAAAACAGUGUCUCUAAAUCCACAACUAGUGAAAACGUCUUUCCGAGUGCUGGAAUAAAAGAGGCUUGGGGCAGCUGAGUCUGGAGUGGAGGAUAGAGGGGGUCGUCUGGAACCAGGAGGAAUAUUUCCAGGAUUUUAAACGCUAAGGUGCAAAGGAAAGGACAUGUGUUUGGUGCUAAGACUGGUUAUCCUCUCUCCCUCACCCAUCUCGCUUGGGGUAGCUGCCAGAAGUGUUAUGCAACCCCCUCUGCAUAACCCUUGGUGCUGCAUUUAUGUGACCUAAAGGUCGGAAAAGCCAGAAGGCAUCGUUGGGUGGCAAAGUUCUGUCCACAGUACAGUCAAGAUUCAGUGGAACACAGGCAGACUGGCACAUACUGGGAAGUUAGCACAUCAUGCGUCAUGUUAACCCUUAUCUGGUCCAUGUGCCUUAUUCAGUUUCUCUACCAUUUACCCCUCUGGUCAUGCCCUCAGAUGAGCAGUGCAGCUAGGAUUUUCCACCAGUGCAGCUAAGACUGGCCAAUUCACACCUGCGACAUUUUUGUGUCCUUCAUCAACUGUUUACAGCGUUGGUCAUGUUUUCAGGAAUACGUGCAAGGCCUCGUUUGGAACUGUGUGGUGUAGUUUCCCUGAUGGUGAAUCACUGGGUUUUAUAGCAAAUUCUAACAAAACCUUUGCAGCUUUUAGGGAUGUAACUCUUAGGGCUUCUCCCAGCAGCAUUCACUUCCUCAUCAAGAGAUGUUCAGUGUCUGCCAAGCCUACCUAGUUCUGAGUGAACCAGGGUUACAAAACCCUUUCUUCUUCACACUCAUAGCAGUCGUUCCUUGUCCCUUUUGUUAAAUGGCGGCUUUGACUGACAAUCUGUUUGAUACCAGAUGGAGUGGUCUCCCCACAAACCUUGUACCUAUUUAACUGAAGGUGUAUUUUUAAACCAGUUUGUGUAGAUACUUCUAUUUCAGUCUGAGUGUCUCGUGGCAAUUUAGCUUAAGUAAAUUCUUUCCUGACUUAAGCUAACCUGAAAUAAGAGUCUCUACACAGUCUGUUGCACCAGUUUAACUAAAUCUGUUUUUAAAGCGAUAUAAUUUUUUCAAGUAGAAAAGCCCAUAGUCAGAUGCAGGAUUAGUUUUCUGUGCACGUGCAGCAUUCUUGCUUGUUCCUGACAUUCCUCUAUUUGUCUUUGCCAUGUUACCGGCUGACUCAUUCUAAAUGUGAAUGGCUAGCUGGGGAGAAUGCAUGAAAUGAUUAUUCAAUCAGUGCAGCUGUAUUUCAUGUAAAGGGAAUAUAGACACGACCAAGAGGUCAGCCGACCAUUCCUGGCUAGUUCCAAGCAGCCUGUAGAAAGGGGAACAGCCAAAGAGAAGCCUGUCAAUACUGAAGAGAGGAAAUUUAACAAGUUUAAGAAGCCAGAUUUGUUGUUUAUGAAGCUAAUCUGUGAGAGUUGUUGAGCUGGCUGCUUUGCAGGAUAAAGUCGUAGCUGACUGCGAAGCAGCCAACACGCUCCACCUCUUGCUUAGUUAGAAUCCUUGCCUGCUUGGUCUGAGCACGUCACUUGGUUAUUUAAGGCGAGUGUUGUAGCAGAGGUGAUUUAUAGCAGUAUUGGGUGUGGUGUUGUGGCUAAAAUUGUCCUUUCAUUUCAGUGCAUUCCAGCUUGGUGCCUAGUGUGUGUGAGUUGUGCUCCCUCUGGGUUAAAGUCUGAUGAGGCUCCCUGGGACUGUCCCAUCUCUUGGCGGGAGGGAAGGGGGGGCAGAGGUGGCUGGGGGAGAGGCCUCAGCAGGCAGAUGCACCUCAGUCAGAAUGCACCUUGUCCUAAGCUGCCCCACCGAUGCUCAUGUCUCGUCUGGCUUUGCUGUGUAGCCGAUUCAAGUCCCUGCUGUGCAACUAAACUGCAGACAAGACCCCCCUGAACCAUGCAUAGGAGGAGACAAAGCUGCCAUCCGCACACAGCCAGCUCCUAAUGAAAGGAAGCCACUGGUGUGUGUGCUGGCUGCCACGUGGCUGCUGUGAGGAUCAGUGCUCGAGUCCUGGUUGUGCAAAUAACCAGCUGGGGGAGGCUGCUGCUGUGACCCAGACCCUAUCAACACGGUGCCCAAGGCAAAGAACUGGAGAAGGAGAAGCAGCUGGGGCUGGGCAGCAGGAUGAAUCACUCCGUAAUUGCCCUGUUCUAGGCUUUGCCUCUGGAGCAUCUGGCACUGGCCCCUGCUGGAAGACAGACUCCUGCCUAGAUGGCCCAUUGGUCUGACCCAGCAGGGCUGCCAUUUGGGUUCCUUGGUGGCAAGCGGAGUGCUGGCUUGCCUCUCAAGUUGAGGUUUGUGCUUGUGGUUUUGAAGAGUAGUGGUCUGACCUGGGGACUCGCUUCAUGGACAGGCGCUGGGGCGUGGGGGCGGUGUUCUCGUCAACGCGUAAAAACAAGCUUCAGUAAUGUUCCGCCCUGGCCGGGGCAGGCCUAGCCGUUCCACGGGCGUGACGGUUUCACUCCUGCUCUAUGCUUCACUGUGAUCAGAAGCCAGACACCAGAGCCAUCUGCAGGCCUGCGAAUGCAUCGGUCAGUCAUGCCUCUUGCAGGCAGAGUCCUUCGACCGUUUCCCCUCUCAGAGGAGUGGGGCUUCCUUUUUUUAAAGCUUUGACUGAAGAUUCAGGCGGAGGCCAAAUAAGAGAUGUUGGCAGUUUGUAUGUUACUGCUGGGAUGACAGCAGAUAUACUCAGAGUUGUGGAAGGGAGCCCUAUGUUACCCCGACUCUGCUGAGCCGCUUGCCAGCCCUGCUGAUCCCAAGUCUCUCUCAGCCUAGAAUGUUACAUUGUUCUCUAUUGACCACUAAGCCCACCCUGGUCGGGACAUCUUCCUGCAAACAUUUCAAACCUGUACCUUUUUAUAUUAAAGCAAAAUAAACACAGAUAAAGAACCCAGCCUAACGAUCAUGUUUACAGUGCAUGCAGCAGUCUGCAGAUUAAAGUGACAAUCGAAUCCA
Molecule: messenger RNA, 7214 nt
Organism: Pelodiscus sinensis (Chinese soft-shelled turtle)
Lineage: Eukaryota; Metazoa; Chordata; Testudines; Trionychidae
Source: RefSeq, a predicted model, not a curated record